Phodopus roborovskii (desert hamster) is the source of this 952-nucleotide messenger RNA. RefSeq names its product proline rich and Gla domain 1 (gene Prrg1). Gene Ontology annotation, cellular component: extracellular region. Bases 1 to 828 code for a protein of 275 amino acids. The record is from RefSeq and is a predicted model, not a curated record. Lineage: Eukaryota; Metazoa; Chordata; Mammalia; Rodentia; Cricetidae. Gene Ontology annotation, molecular function: calcium ion binding. The transcript is spliced from 3 exons.
AUGGAGCAGGAUGCCGAGCUGUCCAACGAGAAGUGCAAUCUGCUGUCAGUGGCCUACAGGAACGUGUUCGGGGGCUGCAGGUACACCUGGAGGGAGCAUCUGGCAGUUUUCAUCUUGUAUAUUCACUUCCCACAUGAGUUCCUUAUUGCUUUUUUAUACUUAUUAUUAUAUCUCUUUUUAGUUUUCCUCACAGGAGAAAAAGCCAACUCAGUAUUAAAACGCUACCCAAGAGCCAAUGGGCUUUUUGAAGAAAUAAGACAGGGCAACAUUGAGCGUGAGUGCAAAGAAGAAGUCUGCACAUAUGAAGAAGCAAGAGAGGCUUUUGAAAAUCACGAAAAAACUAAAGAGUUUUGGAGUACCUACACAAAUGCACAACAAGGAGAGACCAAUAGAGGAAGUGACUGGUUUCAAUUUUAUCUUACAUUUCCAUUAAUCUUUGGCCUCUUCAUUAUUCUACUUGUCAUCUUCUUAAUCUGGAGAUGCUUUCUAAGAAACAAAACUCGAAGACAAACAGUUACUGAAAGCCACAUUCCUUUCCCUCAGCACCUUAACAUUAUUACUCCACCUCCUCCACCAGAUGAAGUUUUUGAUAACAGUGGUUUGUCUCCAGGCUUUUUGGAAUAUGUUGUUGGGCGCUCAGAUUCUGUCUCCACUCGCCUUUCCAACUGUGAUCCUCCACCGACCUAUGAGGAAGCUACUGGCCAGGUGAACUUGAGAAGGAAUGAAACAGAACCUCAUUUAGACCCACCACCAGAAUAUGAGGACAUAGUCAACUCUAGCUCAGCUAGUGCCAUUGCUAUGGUGCCUGUGGUCACCACCAUCAAAUGAAGCUGCAAACCUAUUUUUACUCUAAUCAUUUGUAACAAACUAACAGAAGAACUUUGUAGCACUUUACCACUACAUAAAUGUGCAUUGACUUAUUUUAUUAGACUCUUCCAGUAUACCACUACAC